AUGCUAUUGUACUUCCAGCCGCCCAUCUUCGCCGUCCAGCCGGCGACGUGCAUCCAGCACGUCGUGUGGGCGCCGCCCGCCGCCUACUGCGCGGCCGUGUACACCGCGCCGGCCGCGGUGCACGUGUACACCCCCAUGGUAAGUGGCGCCGCCGCCCUCUCGCGCGGUGCCCAGCGCCCCAGUUUACGCAUCAGAAUCAUCUACUACGGCCACGGCCACGGCCACGGCCGCGGCCGCGACCGCGACCCCGAGCGUGACGGGCAAGGAGGGGGGGCCCUGUGGUGCCGCGCAGUGGACGCCACGUACGCGGACGGUGUGCCGACGGGCCCGCGGCUGAGGGAGGACAUAUCGCGCUGGGCACGGGUGCACGACGACCUCGCCGGCCGGGCGUCGGCGUGGCGGGAGGCCAGCAUCGCCGUCGCGGGGCCCGGGUCCGCGGGGCCCGUCCGGCGCGGCCGAGGCCGAGGCCGAGCGGACGCGUGUCCUGGAGACGAGCCUGGCCGACGGGCUGGCCGUCUUCUUGACCGUCUGCAUGGACGCACAUCCCACGGGCCCCGCGGGCGGCAGCCACACGCCGCCGGACUAAGUAGUACCGCCAGCCCGCGGGAUGGCUCGGAGCAGGGGCGAGUUGGCGUUUUGUUGGCUGCGCUGCGCUGCGCUCGUCUUCAAUUCCGUCGCGGCGUCGCGGGUUGUCUUGCCGCCGCCGCCAGGGACCGAGUGCUUGCCGAGUCAGAUAGACACCAAGAACAUAGGUUAUGA
Metarhizium album ARSEF 1941 is the source of this 759-nucleotide messenger RNA. RefSeq lists its product as uncharacterized. The record is from RefSeq and is a predicted model, not a curated record. Lineage: Eukaryota; Fungi; Ascomycota; Sordariomycetes; Hypocreales; Clavicipitaceae. The coding region runs from base 1 to 759 and encodes 252 amino acids. The transcript has a single exon.